Messenger RNA from Vicia villosa (hairy vetch), 570 nucleotides. RefSeq lists its product as uncharacterized. Gene Ontology annotation, molecular function: RNA-DNA hybrid ribonuclease activity; nucleic acid binding. Bases 1 to 570 code for a protein of 189 amino acids. The transcript has a single exon. The record is from RefSeq and is a predicted model, not a curated record. Lineage: Eukaryota; Viridiplantae; Streptophyta; Magnoliopsida; Fabales; Fabaceae.
AUGCGAUGUUCUCAUCUUUUAUCAGGCUGGAGAGACGCCCAUCAGGUCAGGAACAUAGUGUCUCCCGUAGAGCAACUAGCAACUGUUACUAAGUGGUGUAAGCCAUCGUAUGGUCGAUUUAAAUGUAAUAUUGAUGCAUCUUUUUCUAAUAACAAGGUCGGUAUAGGUGCCUGUAUCAGAGACGAUGAUGGGAGGUUUAUUGCAGCUAGGACAGAUUGGUUUUCACCUAUUAUUGAUGUUGAUAUUGGCGAGGCUCUAAGUCUCUUGGCUGCUAUUAAAUGGGUUUUGGAGCUGGGCUAUGAUAAUGUGGAUUUUGAGUCAGAUUCAAAAGUUGUAGUGGAUAGUGUGACUAUCCCCAAGCCAAACGACUCAGAUUUCGGCGCCAUUACUCGAGUCUGUUAUCAGUUUUUGACUCACUCUACUAAGAACUUUCAGGUUAAGUACAUUAGAAGACAAGCUAAUGAAGUUGCUCAUGCUUUGACUAAGGCGGCUCCAUUUCAUGCUAGUUCUCAUAUUUUUAACGAUGUACCUACAUGUAUUCACAAUCUUAUUUAUAAUGAAAUGGUUUAG